This is a messenger RNA of Chinchilla lanigera (long-tailed chinchilla), 4166 nucleotides long. RefSeq names its product exosome component 3 (gene Exosc3). Gene Ontology annotation, biological process: exonucleolytic trimming to generate mature 3'-end of 5.8S rRNA from tricistronic rRNA transcript (SSU-rRNA, 5.8S rRNA, LSU-rRNA); TRAMP-dependent tRNA surveillance pathway; CUT catabolic process. The record is from RefSeq and is a predicted model, not a curated record. Lineage: Eukaryota; Metazoa; Chordata; Mammalia; Rodentia; Chinchillidae. Bases 3182 to 4009 code for a protein of 275 amino acids. Gene Ontology annotation, cellular component: cytoplasmic exosome (RNase complex); nuclear exosome (RNase complex). Gene Ontology annotation, molecular function: RNA binding. The transcript is spliced from 4 exons.
GGACCUUGUGCUUGCCAGGCAGGUGCUUGUGCCACUGAGGUAUAUCCCUGACUCCAGUAAUUUCCAUUGCCCCUAUCAUCAGCUUUCUGAACUACUACUCGAUUUUCUGUGUCCAUAGGUUUGCCUGUUUACAACAUUUCAUAUAAGUGGGAUAGUAUAAUCUAUAACCUUUUGUAUCUAGCUUCUUUCACAGGAUAAUAUUUUCUAGCUUCAUUUAUGUUAGAGGAUGUAUCACCACUUAGUACUUUUUUGGCCUGAAUGAUGAUGUAUGAUAUAUCACAUUUUGUGUACUCAUUUCUCAGUUAAUGGACAUUUGCAUUGUUUUCACUUUUUUUGCUCUUAGGAGUAAUUGUGCUAUGAACAGUCAUGUGCAAGUUUGUGUAAAAAGAGUGUAUUGGUCACCUUCCCAUCCAUGGGACAAAGGACAUGACAUACACAAUUUAAGGAAGAGAACUUUAUUUGGGCUCAGUUUCAGAGGGUUCAGUCCAUGGUUCCAGAGCAGAAAUGGCAUAGUGGGAGUGCAUGGCAGAGGAAAGCUGCUCAAACACCAUGGCAGCAAGAAGCGGAGAUCAAGGAAGAACCAGAGCACAAAGAGAGGAGGCAAGGAUAAUAACACAUCCUUCCAGGUCAUUCCCAAAUGACACACCACCUGCAACCAGACUGCCUCCUAGUGGCACAUUCCGCUGUGAAUUCAUCAGUGGAUUCAUCUACUGAUGAAUAUAGCACCCCCAUGAUCCAAUCACCUUUCAGAAUUACCACUUCUGAACACAUGAGACUUCUGGGGAACAUUCCAGAUCAAAACUGUAAUAUAUAGGCUUUCCAAUUCUUUUGGAUAAGAUGGAGUUUAGCCAGGCCCAGAUAGCUUCAGUGGAUCUUCACAAAAAAUUUAAAGAAUUCAUUUAACAUCUCAGUAGAUGCAGAUAAAAGAUUUGACAAAGUCCAUCAUCCUGUCAUGAUUUUUUUAAAAAAGUUUAACAUUGUAUAGGAACUUCCUCUACCUGAUAUAGAGUAUCUGUGAAAAAUCCAUAGCUAAAUUCAUACUUGAUUUUGGAAGACUGAAGUCUUUUUUUCCUCAGGUUAGAAAUGAUAAGGAUUUCUUGUGUGAUGCCAUCUUUUCAUCUUCUAAAGUAGCAAAUAUUUCUAAAGUGUAAUUUCUGGGAGUCUGAAAGGCGUUGGUCAGAUCCAGCCUUUCUAAAAGGCCACUUUGGAAAUUUCUUCAUGGGGAAUACUAAGCUAUGAGGAGAUUGAGGCCAGAGGCACUGAAAGACAGAGCAGCAUCAACUGCAUUGGCUCCAAACCUGCAAAUCCCCAACAGAGAAUGGGCCUGGUUGUCCUAGGCCAUCCAUGGGAAACUUGCAAGUGCCAGACUGAGGAGGAGGCAUGCAGGCUGCCUGCUCUGGUUACCAGAUUCUUUAUUCUUCAAUCACCCAUGGCCACUUUUACAACCAGGAAAGGGAGCAUGAAUUGUUCAUGGAGCAUUCAUUGCUCCAUGAAUCCAAGGAGCCUUAGGGUAAGCCUGCACAGCCAAAGUCCAAGGCAGCACUUGGGACCAGGCUCACAGGUUCCUGCCACCCUGGCCUAUGCACUCUCACAUACAAGAGGCCACAGGACACCAACCAAGAAGGGAAGCACCAACAUGGCAGCCUGCACUGGGCAGGUACUUUUCUGAUAUUCUGUACUUCAUUCUUUUGAAAGCAAACUGAACUGGUUGUCACAUGCCUUCCCCAAAGGAAAGUGAACUUGAUAGGGCUGCAUCAUCAGAUCUGGGCCCAGUUUCUUCUGGAGACUCCAGUAUGACCUAGGGAUUCCUAAAGGACAGAUCAGGGAACAUUCUUUCUUGCCUGAUCUGGUCAUUGAACUCCCUCAGAAGUUGUAGCCUUGAGCCAGCCUCAAAGGAGCUUGGCUUCCUCACUGAAUACAUUACCUACUUGUUCCAAGCCCAGUGGAGCUGGGUUAGAAUGGGGAAAAGAGCAGCACAAUUUAUUACCAUCUCUGCCCAAGGAGCCACCACUCCUGCCAGGGAGACUAACCAAGAAAUUACUUCAACAAUCCGAUUGCAAAACAAACGCUGUAUCUCAGUUGGUUUCUUAAUGGGGAAAAUGGCUUGCCAGCAUCUUGCCAAAUUUGAAGCAUGUUAGUGAAGGUAUGCCUUAAACACAUCCCCGAUUUUUUAAAAAAUUCACUUGGAAAGCAAGGAGAUAGGCAGCAGACACGGAGGGGAGCUAAAAGACAUUGGUCAGUUAUACCCUCCUGGUUUCCAGGAGCUUUCACUACUGCUAGAGAAUUGACCAAACUCUAGUAGAACACAACUAGAACAGUUGACAGAGAAAAUGGUCAUUUCAAGUAAGAAUCCAAAAUAAAGACUAGCGGUUCUGAAGUAGUUGAACUGUGGAUUUGGGAUUCAUUUUUUUCUCACAUGGGCAACUACAGUGUGCUCCAGGGGAAGAAACAGCAGGGAUUUGUCCGAGUUCCUGACUUUGCCAGGCCAAGUAGUGAUAGCUCAUGUAUGUGAAAACGUGCAUGUAAUCUAUGAAUGUUUGCAAUGGGCAACAUAUAGGGAGAAAUAUACACCAAAGGGUGGUAUCCCUCAGGUAUUUCCUAUUUCGUGUCACAAUCACAACUGCACAUGUCAGCGUACCAAGGGACAAAGGGCAAGAACAACGUUAUUUCCCUCUAUGUUGUCUAAAAUGCAAAUAGGUAUCUUUUCCAGUGGCCACCAAAAACAUUUUAUUUUUUAAGAGAGAAAAAAAAAAAAACCUGGUACAGUUCACCACCUUCAGAGGUCGAAGUCGGAAGCGCUGGCCUCUGAGCCCAGUCAACGUUCAAUUUCCAAAGCCCCUCUGCUCAGUAACCUGAGGUUCUCAUGAAACUCUCCAUGAAAACAUCCUGUAUUGAGCAGCGCGACCCGAGACAGGGGCAGUGGAGGGUCCUUGAUUUACUCAACCUAGUCAUUUCUCAUACCGCCCCGCUGAUAGACUGUUAAGACGAACGAACGGCUGAAGACACAAUCACCGCUAUCUAAAGGGUACGGGGGAUCCACGGUAGAACUGCAAUUGGGUUUCACACGUUUGGGCCCAAGUCCCAAAAAACAACUGUCGGAAAGUCUCGGGGUGGGCAGACCAUUGGAUGCAGAGCCGGAAGCGGAAGCCAGACACCGGAAGUAGGUUUGGUGGCGCCCGCGAUGGCUGAACCUGCGCUAGUUGCCUCGGAAUCUCUGGCGGGCUGCAGGGCGCGGGCAGCGCGCACUGUGCUAGGCCAGGUGGUGCUCCCCGGUGAGGAGUUGCUGCUGCCCGAACAGGAGGAAACAGACGGCCCUGGCUUUGCAGGGGAGCGACCCUUACGCCUGAAUGCCGGGAUACGCACGCGAUUGCGCGUAGUGUGCGGCCCGGGCUUGCGGCGCAGCGGAGACAGGCUGCUGGUUACCAAGUGUGGCCGUCUUCGUCACAAGGCGUCUGGCUGUGGCAGCAGUGGUGGCAUUUACUGGGUGGACUCGCAACAGAAGCGGUAUGUACCAGUGAAAGGAGACCAUGUGAUUGGCAUAGUGACAGCCAAAUCUGGAGAUAUAUUCAAAGUUGAUGUUGGAGGGAGUGAGCCAGCUUCUUUGUCUUACCUGGCAUUUGAAGGUGCAACUAAAAGAAACAGACCAAAUGUGCAGGUUGGUGAUCUCAUCUAUGGCCAGUUCGUGGUUGCUAAUAAAGAUAUGGAACCAGAGAUGGUCUGUAUUGACAGCUGUGGAAGAGCCAAUGGAAUGGGUGUAAUUGGACAGGAUGGACUUCUCUUUAAAGUAACUUUAGGCUUGAUUAGAAAGCUGUUGGCACCAGAUUGUGAAAUCAUACAGGAAGUGGGAAAACUCUAUCCACUAGAGAUUGUAUUUGGAAUGAAUGGAAGAAUAUGGGUUAAGGCAAAAACUAUUCAACAGACUUUAAUUUUGGCAAACAUUUUAGAAGCUUGUGAACACAUGACAGCAGACCAAAGAAAACAGAUCUUUGCCAGAUUGGCAGAAAGUUGAUAAAUGUAGACUUCUCUUUAAUGGGUCAACUGAACCAAGAAACUGGGUUUCCUCAGAAAACUUUUUCAGGUGGACCUCUCCUACUAAAUCUUCAGCAGGCAAGAUGUGAGUGUACGUGUUGUCUACAAGUCCUAAAUAAAGUAUUUUUAUAAGGAAA